AUGAGAGUGCUGACAUGGAACGUGAAUGGAUUAGCCACUACCUUGCAAUAUCAUCCAUGGUCUGAGACCAAGUCUUAUAAAGUUCUAUUAGACGCGUUAGAUUCGGAUAUUAUUUGUUUUCAAGAGGUCAAAUGUCAACGAUCCAAGUUGUCCAAAGAGAUGGCUCUUGUGCCAGGCUAUCAUGCGUAUUUCUCAUUCUCAAAAGUCAAAUUGGGGUACUCUGGAGUCGCCGUAUAUGUCAAGGAUACAGCAACACAGCCAAGACGAACGUAUGAAGGCAUCACAGGCGUGCUCGAUGCCGCAGACGAUGAUUUUGAAUAUGACUUGAGCACGCCAGCAAAACUACUGGAUGAUGAAGGUCGAUGUAUCAUUUUGGAUUUUGGGUUCUUUGUUCUGUUCAACAUCUACUUCCCAAACGAUUCGAAUGAGAGCCGCAGCGAUUUCAAGAUGGAUUAUCACCACUGUGUGCAAAAGCGCAUUGAAUCGUUUCUAGAAAAAGGCAAGCAAGUGCUGCUGGUGGGUGAUAUCAACGCAGUGCACGAGGAGAUGGAUCACUGCGAUGCAAAACAGAGUAUGAAGGAUCACUGCAUUGCUGAUUUUAAGGAUCUACCGCAUAGACGAUGGCUGGAUAAUAUGAUUGACCCCAAGGGGCCUCUGAUUGACAUGACCCGUCUUUAUCACCCUGGACGCUUAAAAAUGUACACAUGUUGGAAUACAAGAUUGAAUGCGAGACCUGGAAAUUUCGGUACGAGAAUUGACUACAUACUGGCCUCCAAAGGCUUGAAACCAUGGUUCAAGUAUUCAGAUGUCCAGCCAGAUAUAUUUGGAUCAGAUCAUUGCCCAGUGUUUGCCGACUUUUCGCCCAUAAAUCAAACGAUUGUGGAUCAAAGUGAACCUAUUUACGUUUCACCGUUGUUGACAUCCAAUUUCCCAGAGUUCAAGCAAAACAAAUUAUCAAACUAUUUCGCAAAGCCAUCAUCAGCAUCGUCCAACCCACCAUCCUCUGCUCAACCACCACUGGCUAACCCAGCACCUACACCUUCUGCUCUUUCGCUAAAGAGAGUGCUGAGCGGCAAUGGUAGCAGCAACACAUCCAGCAAGCUGCAGCCAUCGAAAAAGCUCAAAUCCACAAAGAAGCCAGCGCCUAAAAACACAGCCUUGAUGAACUAUUUCUUUAAAAAGACAGAAAACAAUACUGACACGGACAUUAUUUCAAAUACAACGACAACAAAGCAGCAACUGCCCCAAAAGCAAGCAACCCAAGAACUAGAGGGGGAUAUUGAUGUGAAUGCACUUAUUGAGGAAGCCCAAGAAAAGCAGGUGACGGCAAAAGCAUGGACGUCAAUCUUCAAGACACCUGAAAUACCCACUUGUACAUUCCAUAAGCUGCCUUGCGUUGAGAGGAUCGUAUCCAAAAAAGGGCCCAAUUCGGGUCGAGCAUUCUACGUUUGUUGCAAACCCACUGGACCGAAAGAUGGACCGAGAGAAGAACACAGCUGCGAUUACUUUCAAUGGAAACAGCAAACCAACAACAAUACACGAGGAAAAGGGUUGUACACACAGCCGAAAUAA
Molecule: messenger RNA, 1572 nt
Organism: Mucor velutinosus
Lineage: Eukaryota; Fungi; Mucoromycota; Mucoromycetes; Mucorales; Mucoraceae
Product: Asparaginase
Exons: 6
Coding region: 1-1572 (523 amino acids)
Biological process (GO): base-excision repair
Cellular component (GO): nucleus
Molecular function (GO): DNA binding; DNA-(apurinic or apyrimidinic site) endonuclease activity; double-stranded DNA 3'-5' DNA exonuclease activity
Source: RefSeq, a predicted model, not a curated record